AUGGUUGAGGUACCGCGUAAUUUCCGUUUGUUGCAGGAACUUGAGGCGGGGGAAAAGGGAACAGGUGUAAGCCAAAGUGUCUCUAUUGGCCUCAGUGGGAUGGAUGACAUUUAUAUGCAUAAUUGGAAUGGCACUAUUCUCGGACCUCCCGGUACCACAUUUGAGAAUCGCAUCCUCUCACUAGAAAUUCACUGCGAUGAACAUUACCCCAAACGCCCGCCGAACAUUAAGUUCAUCAGCCGUGUGAACCUGCCGUGUGUGAGCAGUGAUGGUACUGUUGAUAAAAACAAGUUUGCCGUCUUCAAGACUUGGGAUCGCAACUUCACAAUGGCGCAUUGUUUGAUGGAACUCCGUCGGGAGAUGUCGCUUCCAGCUAAUAAAAAACUACCGCAACCGGAGGAGGGUUCAACGUAUUGA
Molecule: messenger RNA, 417 nt
Organism: Trypanosoma brucei brucei TREU927
Lineage: Eukaryota; Euglenozoa; Kinetoplastea; Trypanosomatida; Trypanosomatidae
Product: ubiquitin-conjugating enzyme, putative
Exons: 1
Coding region: 1-417 (138 amino acids)
Biological process (GO): DNA damage tolerance; protein K63-linked ubiquitination
Cellular component (GO): nucleus
Source: RefSeq, a predicted model, not a curated record